AUGCUGGAUUCAAUCAAGUGUGUUCUGGUGGGAGACUCUGCGGUGGGGAAGACAUCUCUCUUGGUACGUUUCACCUCUGAGACUUUUCCAGAUGACUACAGACCCACUGUGUAUGAAAACACGGGGGUGGAUGUCUUCAUGGAUGGUGUACAGAUUAGCCUAGGUCUUUGGGACACAUCAGGCAGCGAUGCCUUCAAAGGCAUUCGCCCCCUCUCAUACCAACAGGCAGAUGUGGUAUUAAUGUGCUACUCAGUGGCAAACCACAAUUCCUUCCUGAACCUGAGGAACAAAUGGAUUGGCGAGAUCCGCAGCCAUUUGCCCCGCGUCCCCGUUUUGGUGGUGGCUACUCAGACGGACCAGCGUGACAUGGGGCCCUACAGUGCCUCCUGCAUCAGCUCCAUUGACGGGAAGCGGCUGGCCCAGGACGUGCGGGCCAAGGGCUACUUGGAGUGCUCGGCCCUCAGCAACCGGGGGGUGCAGCAGGUGUUUGAGUACGCCGUGAGGACUGCAGUCAAUCAAGCCAAAAAGCAGAACAGGCGGAAGCUCUUCUCCAUUAACGAGUGCAAGAUCUUCUGAGGAUUGUCGGCAGUGGUUUUUCCCACCUUCCUUCUUUCUGUCUUUGCACAAAGAUGCUGCGGCAGAGAGAAUGGGAGGUGAAUCAAGGGAGCACUCCUGGCAGGAC
This is a messenger RNA of Chaetura pelagica (chimney swift), 682 nucleotides long. RefSeq names its product ras homolog family member H (gene RHOH). The coding region runs from base 1 to 576 and encodes 191 amino acids. NCBI's taxonomy places the organism in Eukaryota, Metazoa, Chordata, Aves, Apodiformes, Apodidae. Gene Ontology annotation, biological process: small GTPase-mediated signal transduction. Gene Ontology annotation, molecular function: GTP binding; GTPase activity. The transcript has a single exon. The record is from RefSeq and is a predicted model, not a curated record.